Messenger RNA from Arachis stenosperma, 1038 nucleotides. RefSeq lists its product as uncharacterized. The coding region runs from base 1 to 1038 and encodes 345 amino acids. NCBI's taxonomy places the organism in Eukaryota, Viridiplantae, Streptophyta, Magnoliopsida, Fabales, Fabaceae. The record is from RefSeq and is a predicted model, not a curated record. The transcript is spliced from 2 exons.
AUGUCGACUCACGGACGCGGUCGCGGCCGAGGUAGAGGUAGGAUAGGCACUGUUAUUCCUGGCCUGGCAGGGAAUGAUCCAGUAGACUUCAUGGCUGCCUUGGGAAAUAUGGCUGCGGCUAUGCAGGCGACAGCCGAGGCACUGGGUAAUCAGAUAAACCAUGGUAAUCACAGAAACAAUAAUGAUGAGGACGGUCCCAUGACACUUGCUACAUUUCUGAAAGUUCACCCUCCGACCUUUAGGGGAACCUCAAAUCCCACAAAUGCAGAUAAUUGGAUUCAUGCUAUGGAACGGGCACUGCAGGCUCAGCAGGUUCCUGAGGAGCAAUGGGUUGAGUUUGGAACUUAUCAGCUGCAGGGUGAGGCUCAGCAUUGGUGGCAGGGGACACGACGUAUCCUGCAGCCAGAUGGCGCUGUGAUUCCUUGGGAGGUUUUCCGAACAGAGUUCUAUAAGAAAUACUUUCCUAAUUCAGCCAGAAAUGCCAAAGAACUUGAAUUGAUGCAGUUAAAGCAGGGACAGAUGACUGUUGCUGAGUAUACUAGCAGGUUUGAGGAGUUAUGUCGCUUUUCUCGUAUUUGUCAAGGUGCGCCUGAUGAUUUUGCUGAGUGGAAAUGUAUUAAGUAUGAGGGAGGUCUUCGAAGUGAUAUUCUGAGCUUCGUUGCACCAAUGGAGAUCAGAGUAUUUUCAGAACUGGUAAACAAAAGUAGAGUUGCUGAGGAUUGUCUGAGAAAGGCGACAUCAGAUAAGAGUGAUCAGCGAAUUUUUGUUAGGAGAGAUCAGGGAAGGAACUUCGCCCCUAGAGGACAAGAUUUUAAGCGAGGCGGUUACACCCCACAACCACAUUUGGGUCAAAAUAACUUCCAGAGAUUCAGAAAUAAUAACAGCCAGGGAAGAGAAAAGAAGAAGAAUCAAGAAGCUGGAAAGGCACAACAUCAGGGACGCAUGUUCACUAUGACAGCGGAUGGUGCUGGAACCGCAGAUACUUCGAUUAGAGGUAAUCACGCACUGAUAAUCGAAAUUUCUGACUGCCUUGCGUAG